Verruconis gallopava is the source of this 3615-nucleotide messenger RNA. RefSeq lists its product as uncharacterized. The coding region runs from base 1 to 3498 and encodes 1165 amino acids. The transcript has 2 exons. Gene Ontology annotation, molecular function: nitric-oxide synthase activity; FMN binding. Gene Ontology annotation, biological process: nitric oxide biosynthetic process. Lineage: Eukaryota; Fungi; Ascomycota; Dothideomycetes; Venturiales; Sympoventuriaceae. The record is from RefSeq and is a predicted model, not a curated record.
AUGGCUGUCGACUACCUCGAUGCACUCAAUCCUACAGCCUCUACUCCUUCCCAGUGUCCUGCAGGGUUCCAAACUUCGGCAAUGAUUCAAUUGACCAACGACGAGAGUUUGAACGCAUUCGACUCAUCUGGGGAAGAAACGGGUGGUGGCAGCGAAACCAGCUCCCUAACCAGCUCAAAGACUAGCGUAGGUUUUGGUCUUACCGAAGUAGAUAGCCGGUCAGAGACUGACCGUGACUUAAAGCUUUCAGAUCACUAUGUGGCAGAGGCGAUGGACGGCGAUGGUGGCCGACCACCGUGCUUGGCGGGUAUCAAAAUCUAUGCGAAGGCACAACAGGAGUUCGAACGAAUUCGGCAGGCACAUCGUACAUUGGCUCCGACAGGAUGUACUCCGCAGUUUUGCCAGUCCGGUCGUAUGACGCGCACGAAUGAGACGCGAGUUGGCAGAGACAGACCGCUGGCAGAGAUUCAGCAGGAGGCCACCGACUUUUUAAGAGAAUGCCGGGACCACGGAGUCAUAGAGUCGGAUGAGCAUCUACAAAAGCGCAUAGAUGAAGCUCUGGCACAGAUCUUAGACUCUUCGAUCGUCACCACCGUCACAGACGUGAACGGAAACCAGCGUAUUGACCUGGCAGGGGGCACGUGGCAUCAGACGACUGAGGAAUUGGAGUACGGGCUGCGUGCAGCAUGGAGGAACUCUCGCCGAUGCAUCAUGCGGUCAGAGCACCAGAGCUUAACGUUGUACGACUUUCGAAAUGUACAUUCGAGCCAUGACAUGGCUCGUGCAAUUCUGGACAGCAUGGUGGAGGCUUUCAAUCGUGGGCACAUUCUACCCUCCGCCUUCAUCUUCCCCGCACGAUUACCUGGAAAACGAGGUCCUAUGGUCUGGAAUCAUCAGAUACUGGCGUUUGCCGGAUAUCGCAUGCCGGAUGGUUCAGUCCUCGGCGACCCUGCAAACGAAGAAAUCACCAACGCCAUCAUCAAGUUCGGCUGGAAACCGCCGGUGAAUAAAUCUCGCUGGGAUUUGCUGCCCCUCGUGGUCAUGGCCGAAAACGACAAACCAUGCAUGAUGGAGAUUCCGCUCGAACUGCAACGCACUGUUCGCAUCACACAUCCUCGUUAUCAACGAGAGUUCAAAGAGCUAGAUCUUCGCUGGGUCCUUGCUCCCGCACUUAGCCGAUUGGGAUUCGACAUCGGUGGCAAUCAGUACACCGCAAGUCCGUUCAUAGGCUGGUUCAUGGACGCUGAGAUUGGUAUUCGCAAUUUGGCGGACACAUUCAGGUACAACAGUCUGCCAGCCAUCGUCCAAGCACUUAGUUUAAGCGAUGAUCCUUCGACACCGCUUGACGAAUUGCCGGAAUAUAAGCGACUGGUUGCUUUAUCUCGAGCCCAGGCGGAACUCAACUUCGCCGUGUAUUAUUCGUACAUGAACGAGCAAGUUACCAUGACAGACUCCUUGACGAGUUCAAUGGAGUAUCAGAACUACGACGAGGAGUACAAGGAACGGACAGGCUUCAGUUUGCCAGCCGAUCCGUACUGGAUUGCACCUCCUCAAGGCUCAAUCAUCUCACUUUGGCACCGAGGUGGCCUUCCCAAUUAUCAGCCGAAGCCUUUGAUAUGCAAGCAUGUUCAGGACCCAGUCAAAGCCUGGACUCGGGAAUCGCCUGACUUUGAACGAUCAUGCGAUAAAACAUCAUCGAGCAUCUCCAGCAGCCCCUCCGUCAGCCGGCCCACCAUCCAAAUCUUCUUCUGCAGCGCUGGCGUCAGCGCCAGGAAGAUGGCAACGAAGCUGCACGCAACGAUGCGGAAACGCGUGUGCGGAAUCACAGGCAGCUUUGAUGUCAGGUCUGAGCAACCUCUUAACAAGCUUGAUCUUGCAGCCACGGGCGAAGAAGACAUAAUCUUCAUUAUAUCAAGUACAACGGGACGCGGUGCCAUCCCUCCUAAUGCACAGAGGUUCAUUGAACGUUACCAAUCCGCGGAGCGUAUGACGUCCCCUCCCCGGUUUUCUUGUUUUGGCAAUGGCGACAGCACGUACGGGGACACGUAUAAUGCCUCCGCGAAGGUCGUUCAAGAGCUCAUGGUUAAGCUUGGCUGCAGAUCUCUGUUUGACGACUAUUUCUCCGGUGACACAGCUGUGCGCAAUCCCGACUGGGAAUCUUUCAAUCGGUGGACCGAUGCGAUUGAUCAUCUUGUCUUCGGAGCUCCAAAACCUACCAAAGCCUCCUCGUCGCCGAUCGAGUCCAAACGCAAGAACAUGCUCAUGGCUGACAUGCCUACAGCAAUGCUCGUGCGCAAGGAAAAACGUCAUCCAAGAGGCUUAACCCACAUCAGCUUAAAUAUUGGCGAUUUGAAGUGCCAUGAAAUAGAUCACAUCAAGAUCUUGCCCCCGAAUCCGGAAGGAAAGGUGGCAGAAGUGUUGGACGCUCUGCAUCUCAAGGCAACUGACACUUUGCCGUGGCAUCGAGAGACAGCUCGCGACUUCUUCAGCAAGUACGUAGACUUGGACGAGCCUUUCAAGACGCUGAGCUGGUGCCCUGGUUUCGACCGGAUGAGUUCUGAGCAGCAAGAACUUCUGAGACGCGCGAAGGCACGGGACGUGCUGACCGAUGGCCAGAUGAGAAGACUCAUCAUGGAUGCCAUUGUUGAGAGCAUCUGUAAGGACAUGAGCUCGAUCACGCCUCGACUGUACUCAGUCGCCUCGUGCCCGGAGCACUUCCGAACGGACAAGGUGUUGGAAGGAGGCAAAGGCAAUGUUGUUGAUAUCAUGGUUAAGGUAAAUCCAGGUGGUCGCUUCAGCGACACAUUCCUUCAGCAGGCACGACUCGGCGACACCAUGCGUUUCAGUCUCGCAAGUCCCGACGUUGGGAAGCUGAUCCGGGCACACGAGCCAAGCGCUCCGCUUAUUGCCGUCAGCACAGGCUCGGGCAUCGGUCCUGUGCGUGCCAUACUACAGCGUCGCUUCGUCGACAGCUCCCGAGCCUCUGGCGAGUUUGGUCGACUAGGGACAUCAGGCGCCUUGUCGAGAGAGCCGAAGCGGAUCGAACAUGCACCCGUUUCUGAACACCGUUCAGGACGCUCGUCCGCACACCGGCGACGCAACUCCUUAGGCGGCGAAUCGCGUCUACCAGGCACCGGUCGCCGAGCACGUUUGGACGCCAGAAGUGCGAGGGGAUCAAUCAGCCUCUUCGCGGGUUUCAAGGACGUCGAUUCAGAGCUCAUCGAACAUCUUGUCCAACCAGCGGCAAGAGCAGGGCUGCUUGACAUCGUCGAACUCACGCCCAGCAACCCCGAAAAGAAGCGGGUGCAAGAUCGCAUGUUGCUACCCGAGACCAGGUCUCGGUUGGCCGAGAAACUCAAGGACCCAUCGUGCGUCGUGUUCGUCUGCGCGAACGAGGUCGCUGCCGAGGGCGUCUUUGCGAAUCUAUCUCUAAUUGCCGGCGAAGACGUGAAGCGGCUUCUGGGUGACAGAUACGUCGAAGAGGUCUUUCGGGACUAGAAAUGAUGUGACCAGUGACCUUCAUGUGCGCAUAUCUGCGGCGGACUUUUUUUUUUCUUCGUAGGUUUCUCGGCUUUCACGAUUUUCUCUUUAAAAAAAAAUAAAAAUGAAUAUAUA